ACGCUAUCCCCGUCCCAACAUUCCUUCUCUCUUUGUCAAUCGUUUCCUCUAUUCCGACGCCCCACCAACCUCACCGCUCUUCCUUUUACCCUCCCAACACUCCUAUAAUCACAAAAUUGCCACCACAAUAACUGAACCAAGGAGGACUGUAAAAAAAAAAAAAACCUAUAAGUAAAUGGCUUCCGUGUUCCAUGCUUACCAUUCCCCGCUCCCCUACUUCCCUUACAAGUGGCAACGCUCUCAUCCUCCACGUCCUUCGGUUUCAUUUCCUUCCUCAUCUUUCUCCCGCAGGUGUCAAUCUGACGCACGCUUCAUGGCCACACGUGUCAAGGCGGCUGCCUCGACCACGCCCGACGGACGUGCGUUGCAGGUUGGGAUAGCGGAAUUUUACGACAAGUCGUCUGGGCUUUGGGAAGACAUUUGGGGUGACCAUAUGCACCAUGGCUUUUACGACCCCGAUUCCAAUGUUUCGGGUACCGAUCAUCGAGCCGCCCAGAUCCGAAUGAUCGAAGAAUCGCUCCGUUUCGCUGGAAUAUCGGAGGACCCAGCAAAGCAGCCCAAGAGAAUAGUUGAUGUUGGGUGUGGGAUAGGAGGCAGCUCUAGAUACCUAGCGAGGAAAUAUGGAGCAGAAUGCCAAGGCAUUACUUUGAGCCAAGUUCAAGCUGGAAGGGCCAAUGUUCUUGCUAAAGCUGAAGGACUAGCGGACAACGUUUCUUUUCAAGUUGCAGAUGCUUUGAACCAACCAUUCCCUGAUGGGCAAUUUGAUCUAGUUUGGUCUAUGGAAAGCGGAGAACACAUGCCUGAAAAAGCUAAGUUUGUUAAUGAGUUGGUGCGAGUUGCAGCUCCUGGAGGCACAAUAAUAAUAGUGACAUGGUGCCAUAGGGAUCUUGGUCCAUCUGAAGAGUCUUUGCAGCCGUGGGAGAAAAAGCUGCUUAACAGGAUAUGUAAUGCUUACUAUUUACCGGAGUGGUGUUCUACUUCUGAUUAUGUCAAAUUACUUCAGUCCCUAUCUCUCCAGGAUAUAAAGGCUGACGAUUGGUCUCAGCAUGUUGCACCAUUUUGGCCAGCAGUGAUACGCUCAGCAUUGACAUGGAAGGGCUUCAUAUCGCUGCUACGCAGUGGAUUAAAAACCAUAAAAGGUGCAUUGGUGAUGCCAUUGAUGAUCCAAGGAUACCAGAAGGGCGUGAUCAAGUUCGCUAUCAUUACCUGCCGGAAACCUGAGUAAAUCAGCACCACAGCCAACUGUUUGGAGUGUAUUGAUUCUGCUGCAUUCCAAUGUCGGUAGAUGGUUGAGGAUGGUGCAUUAUUUGAAACAUCAGCAUUCAUAAUUCAACUUCAAAGUCAUAAUAGGAGGCCGAUUGUUUACAAUAAAAUGAGGGUGGAGUUUUCCACUCAUUUCUGAAAGUGUUGAUUGCUCCUGUAAUAGGACAAUCAACUCACAAAAUGUACGUUCAAUUGUAAUAUUUUCAUCAUUAGUAAAUCUUGAUUCAGGAUUUUUAAUGUUC
Durio zibethinus is the source of this 1505-nucleotide messenger RNA. RefSeq names its product gamma-tocopherol methyltransferase, chloroplastic-like. Gene Ontology annotation, biological process: methylation. NCBI's taxonomy places the organism in Eukaryota, Viridiplantae, Streptophyta, Magnoliopsida, Malvales, Malvaceae. Gene Ontology annotation, molecular function: S-adenosylmethionine-dependent methyltransferase activity. The record is from RefSeq and is a predicted model, not a curated record.